AUGGCGCACGAAACAACCCCCCUCCUACACCCCGGGAAACACAAACACUCCGCCCACUGGGUCUUAUUCCUCGUCUGUAUCGUAAUCGUUACAAUCGACCUGGGCGGUUCUCUCUCCGUCGCCCCGCAGACCCAAAUCCUAGAGGACAUCGUCUGUCGCGCUCUCCACCGCGAUGCAGUCAUCUCCGCAUCGACCUGCAAGGGCGUCGACGUCCAGAGCGAGCUUGCGCUGAUCAACGGCUGGAAGGAAACUUUUGAUCAGAUCCCGGGGAUUAUUCUCGCUCUACCGUAUGGCAUCAUGGCUGAUCGGGUCGGCCGAAAGCAGGUCGCGAUGCUGAGCAUGUUGGGGCUUACGAUGCAAGAGGUUGCUGUGCGGAUAGUCUGCUGGGAUAGUCCCAGGAUCCCUCCACGCGCGAUCUGGUUUACGUCCGUAUUCCAGCUCUGUGGGGGCGGUGCCCAAAUCGCCAGUUCGAUGGUGUUUACCAUUAUGUCGGAUAUCUUUCCUGUUCAGAAAAGAACGAACAAGUUCUUCAUUGUAUAUGCCGCCAUGCUUGCGGCUGAGAUCGUAGGGGGUCCCAUCAGCGCAUGUCUCAUGGCUAUCGCUUCACCCUGGCUACCGUAUCUUCUCGGACUGUUUUGUGAAUUUAUCGGCUUGGCUGCUGUCCUAGCAAUACCGGAGACACUGCCUGAGAAAUUGGACAUGGACUACUCACCCACAACCCAUUACACAAACGGAGAAAACAAACAAAGUGGUCAGGUCGUGUGGGCAGUCAAACUCGCCACAACACAAAUACUACGCAUAAAGCAACUCCUCUGCAGAAAUAAAAACAUCUUCACAAUAACGAUGGCAUUCCUCUCCGCAACCGCAGGCCAGCAGGCCCUAAAGCUAAUACUGCAGUACGCGUCAAAGCGAUUCUCCUGGUCGAUGGGUGAAGCAAGUCUCCUCCUCUCGCUAAAGGGGUUAAUAAACCUCGUCCUCCUCCUGCUUAUUCUCCCUACACUGUCAGAACAAUUGCAAAAGCGUCUUGCACCUGCGAAAAAGGACCUCUUAAUCGCACAGGGAAGUUCUGCCUUCCUUGUCCUGGGAUUCACUAUCAUGGCGCUCGCCUCGGAUGCAAUGCCAUUCAGUAUCGGGGUAUCGAUUCUCGCGCUUGGCUCGGGAUUCUACACUGUGCUGCGUAGUUUGGCGAGCGCUUUGGUACCGGAGACACAAGUUGGGCUGUUGAAUACGACUAUUGGGUUGGUGCAGGGCGUUGGGGGUGUGGUUGCUGGUCCUGCACUUGCCGGGGCGUUCAAUUAUGGUAUGCAAUUUGGGGGGUCGUGGAUUGGGUUGCCCUAUUUUGUUGCUGCUGGGUUGUUUGCAGGGGCUGGAUUGGGGAUUUGUGGGGUGGUGGUUGAGAGUGUGCCUUAUGGAAUGGUGUAG
Molecule: messenger RNA, 1422 nt
Organism: Aspergillus puulaauensis
Lineage: Eukaryota; Fungi; Ascomycota; Eurotiomycetes; Eurotiales; Aspergillaceae
Product: putative MFS transporter
Exons: 3
Coding region: 1-1422 (473 amino acids)
Biological process (GO): transmembrane transport
Cellular component (GO): membrane
Molecular function (GO): transmembrane transporter activity
Source: RefSeq, a predicted model, not a curated record